Molecule: messenger RNA, 684 nt
Organism: Penicillium salamii
Lineage: Eukaryota; Fungi; Ascomycota; Eurotiomycetes; Eurotiales; Aspergillaceae
Source: the annotation of a GenBank genome assembly
AUGUCAACCUACGAGAUCGAGCACAACACAACCGACCCCUCAACAGCCCAAAUCCCCCGUCGCCGCCGCCCCGACCUCUCCACCUUCUUCUCAGCCCUCUCCGAAAUCACCCCAGCCCCCGACCACAGACCCCAUGCCGUGCCCGUGCCCGGCGAUAUCAGCGCUGCAUUCUACUCCCUCGCCGAGGCAUUGGAGAUGAUGCGUCGCGACAGUGACGCGCCACAAGAUGGCGCAGACACAGACGGGACAGACAACGGACGCGAUCUGCUGAGCACAAUGAUCCAGUCACUUCUUGCGCAGGCAGAUACACCACCAAGGGAAGUGGAGGGUGUGUCAGAGGAAUAUUGCGAUAGUAAGUGCCCCCCUCGUACCUAUUUCCACAUAGUGCUAACUGAUUUUCAAUUAGUGCUGGACCGCGUUCCCAAAUCAUCACUUAAACCCGCUGACAUAUGUCCCAUCUGCAAUAAUGCGUUCUUGGAAGACCAGUACCCGCUUGUCGUGCAGUUGUCGUGUCAUCCCACCCACAGAUUUGAUAUGGAGUGUAUUCGGCCUUGGUUGAGGCUGCGUGGCACAUGUCCGCUGGACAGGGUGGACUUUGCGAAGCAGCAGAGGGAGAAGGCGGAGGCCAAGAAGAAGCUGGUUGAGGAGGAUGAAGAAGAGGAGUGGGAUGGCAUGUAUGGUUAG